This is a messenger RNA of Neomonachus schauinslandi (Hawaiian monk seal), 4998 nucleotides long. RefSeq names its product ASXL transcriptional regulator 1 (gene ASXL1). Gene Ontology annotation, molecular function: DNA binding; peroxisome proliferator activated receptor binding; chromatin binding. The record is from RefSeq and is a predicted model, not a curated record. Gene Ontology annotation, cellular component: PR-DUB complex. Gene Ontology annotation, biological process: animal organ morphogenesis; positive regulation of transcription by RNA polymerase II. NCBI's taxonomy places the organism in Eukaryota, Metazoa, Chordata, Mammalia, Carnivora, Phocidae.
AUGGUCCCAAAGUCCAAGUUCUUUACCCCUCAUUAUCACGAAGUUCUCCAUAUGCCCAGCUGCUGGGAUGCCAGAAGCGCCGAAAGGGUUAAACGUGGCUGGGGAGCCCAGCCACCGCCCCUUCCCAGCAUCGCCUCCCAGAAUGCCUCAGGCUCCCAGCCAGUUCCCGCACCUCGCGAUACUCCGCCCAGUCUCUUCCCCGAACGACUGCCCGGCCCCCUUCUUUACCGAGCUCUGCGCGAGGCGGAGGAAGCGAUCGCGGGGCUGCCGCCGCUGCUGCCGCUGCCGCUGCUGCCGCCGCCGCCGCCGCCGCCGCCGUGGGCGACUGACGCAGCGCGGGCGCGUGGAGCCGCCGCCACCCCUCCCCCACCGCCGCCCUCGCUCCGGGUCUCGCGCCAGCCGGUACUAGAAAACUACUCGGAUGCUCCAAUGACACCAAAACAGAUUCUGCAGGUCAUAGAGGCAGAAGGAUUAAAGGAAAUGAGCGGGACAUCCCCUCUCGCAUGUCUCAAUGCCAUGCUACAUUCCAACUCAAGAGGAGGAGAGGGGCUGUUUUAUAAACUGCCUGGCCGAAUCAGCCUGUUCACACUCAAGAAGGACGCCCUGCAGUGGUCCCGCAGUCCGGUUGCAGUGGAGGGAGAAGAGCCGGAGGACACAGCCGACGUGGAGAGCUGUGGGUCAAACGAAGCCAGCACUGUGAGCGGUGAAAACGACGUUUCCCUUGAUGAAACGUCUUCGAAUGCAUCCUGUUCUGCAGAAUCUCAAAGUCGGCCUCUUUCCAAUCCCAGGGACAGCUACAGGGCUUCCUCACAGGCAAACAAGCAAAAGAAAAAGACUGGGGUGAUGCUGCCGCGAGUUGUCCUGACUCCUCUGAAGGUAAACGGGGCCCACGUGGAAUCGGCGUCAGGGUUCUCGGGCCGCCACGCCGAUGGCGAGAGCAGCAGCCCGUCCAGCAGCAGCAGCGGCUCUCUGGCCCUGGGCAGCGCUGCUACUCGUGGCCAGGCCGAGGUCGCCCGGGACCCUGCCCCGCUCCUGAGAGGCUUCCGGAAGCCGGCCACAGGUCAGAUGAAGCGCAACAGAGGGGAAGAGAUAGAUUUUGAGACGCCUGGGUCCAUUCUUGUCAACACCAACCUCCGGGCCCUGAUAAACUCUCGGACCUUCCAUGCCCUGCCAGCCCACUUCCAGCAGCAGCUCCUCUUCCUCCUGCCUGAAGUGGACAGACAGGUGGGGACAGAUGGCCUCUUGCGUCUCAGCAGCAGUGCACUGAAUAACGAGUUUUUCACUCACGCGGCCCAGAGCUGGCGGGAACGCCUGGCUGAUGGUGAAUUCACUCAUGAGAUGCAAGUCAGGAUCCGACAGGAAAUGGAGAAGGAAAAGAAGGUGGAACAGUGGAAAGAAAAGUUCUUUGAAGACUACUAUGGACAGAAAUUGGGUUUGACCAAAGAAGAGUCAUUGCAUCAGAAGGUGGACCAUGAGGAGGCUGACAUCAAGAAUGACUUGCAUGUCCCAGGAGAAUCAGCACGGCCACAGCGUGGUCCAGCCACCCGGCAGCGAGAUGGGCAUUUCAAGAAACGCUCUCGGCCAGAUCUCCGAACCAGAGCCAGAAGGAAUCUGUACAAAAAGCAGGAGCCAGAACAAGCAGGGGUCACUAAAGACACACAGUCUGUGGCACCAGACAUCCCCCUCUACAAGGAUGGGGAGGCUGAGAGCGACUCAGCAGAGGCGGGCAGCCCUCAUCUGCCUGACACGGCCUCUGUAGCACCCGAACCAGAGAGUACUGAAUUCCUGACCCAACCUGUGGCUUCCCGGACGCAGACCGAUCCAGGCGACCUGGCACGUGCCUCCGUGUCUCCAGACAGGAUUCCCAGCUUGCCUCAGGAGACUGCGGAUCAGGAACCCAAGGAUCAGAAGAGGAAAUCCUUUGAGCAGGCGGCCUCCGCGUCCUUUCCCGAAAAGAAGCCCCGGCUUGAAGAUCGUCAGUCCUUUCGUAACACAAUUGAAAGUGUUCACGCCGAAAAGCCACAGCCCACCAAAGAGGAGCCCAAAGUCCCGCCCAUCCGGAUUCAACUUUCACGUAUCAAACCACCCUGGGUGGUUAAAGGUCAGCCCACUUACCAGAUAUGUCCCCGCAUCGUCCCCAUCACGGAGUCCUCCUGCCGGGGCUGGACUGGUGCCAGGACCCUCGCAGACAUUAAAGCCCGUGCUCUGCAAGUCCGAGGGGCGAGAGGCCACCACUGUCAUCGAGAGGCGGCCACCACUGCCAUCGGAGGGGGGGGUGGCCCGGGUGGAGGUGGCGACGGGGCCACCGAUGAGGGAGGUGGCAGAGGCGGCGGCAGUGGUGAUGGUGGUGAGGCCUGUGGCCACCCUGAGCCCAGCGGAGCCCCGGGCACCCCUGGAGAGUGUGCGUCAGAUCUACAGCGAACACAACUACUGCCGCCUUGUGCUCUGAAUGGGGAGCAUAUCCAGGCUGGGACUGCCGUGUCCAGAGCCAGGAGAGAGGACCUGAUUGUUCUCAGAAAGGAGAGCUGCCCACGGCAGAGGGUUCCAGAUGUCCUCACAAGUGGACUGGAAGAUGCCUCCCAACUCCCCGUUGCUCCCACCGGGGACCAGCCGUGCCAGGCUUUGCCCCCACUGUCCUCCCAAACCCCAGCCCCAGAGAGAUCAGUUGAGCAGCGUACGUUGCAUCUAGAUGUUAGAACUGAACACGAGUCUGGUACCACUUCCUCGGAAAGCGAUGAUGAGGAUCGAGGACCCUCUCUUUCCCCAGAGGGUUGUCCUGUGCAGUCUCUAGUGGGGGAUGUUGUAUUGGAAGGAGGACCUGGCCAAGCUCUAGACCGAGACAGUAUCCCCACCAUGAAGGAUCCUGUGAAUGUGACUCCUAGUUUCCCCACUGAAUCACCAUUGGCUGGUUGCCUGCAGGAUAGACUGUGUGAUGAGGAAUUAGGACUUGGUGACUCAUGCCCACCCACGAGGGAAAGUGCUACUAGACAAGAAGACUUGACAGCUGAGGCCCUCGUCUCUGAUGGUGCUGCUCCUUGGGUGCCUGGCCUGUCAAAGGAUGAAGCAGUGGGACAGCCUGGACCAGACUCCAGGGAACAUGUCCCAUCUGGUGAGCCCCAGGCCGUGGAAGAGUGGGAGAAAGCUGCCCCCCUCAUUCCUGCGUUACCUGGGGAGUUGACAGCUGGGGAGGGCCUAGGCCACCCUGACCACUUCCCUUUGCUCUGGACAGUGCCACCUCGAGGGAGUGCUGAUGCCGGCACUGGUAGCGACUGCAAACCGGUAGAAGGUGGAAGGUUGAAAAUCAAUGGAGACUCUGAAGCCCUGAGUCCUCAUGGCGAGUCCACAGACACGGCUUCUGACUAUGAAGGCCACCUGUCUGAGGACAACAGCAAGGCUGACCCCAAUAAGGCCACCGUGGUGAAGAGAGCCUUGGUGGCGGACACGGAUGAGAAACACAGUUGGAACCACUCUGCUUCACUCUCCAAAGUGAACGGUGACCAGAGUCUGGUUACAAGGACAGACAGCAUGGCUGCUACUCAGAGCUGGGUGUCUCGUGUAUGUGCAGUCCCCCAAAAGGUUCCAGAUUCCCUGCUGCUGGCCAGCACCGAGUACCAGCCGAGGUUCAUGUCUCUGGGCAGGCCUGGGUCCUCAGCGGAGGCCACUAACCCACUUGUGAUGCAGUUGCUGCAGGGUAACUUGCCCCUAGAGAAGGUUCUUCCUCCAGCCCAAGUCACCGGCAAACCUGAAUCCCCACGCCUCCCGCUUACGAAAGAGCAGAGCCUUGGCGGCUCCCUGGGAGUGGGAUCUUUGCAGGAUUUGGCAGAAAACAGUUGCGCAGUUGGCAAGAGCAGCUCCCGUUCUUUAAGAGCUUCAAAGGAGCCUCUUCUACCUGAAAGCCUUGAAGCAAGCACUGGUCUUGCCAGGCUGGAGCCCACCCAGGCUCCUGGAGCACCUCAGAAGAUUUCCAAGACAGUCCCAAGUCUAGACUCUCUCUGUCCAGGGACAGAGCUGACGGCUGCCUCUGGGAAAGUAGAAGUGGAUUCCAAAGAGCAGUUCUCUCCUGCUAGUUCGGAAGAUCAGAAGGAAGCCCGUGACGUGUCCCAGUGCAGUAAUUCAAAUGCUGCCCCAGGCAGAAGUCCCGGAAAUCUCACUACCUCGAGAGCCCCUUGUUUCUCAUCUUCAAACGCGAUCUCCUUGGCUCCCGAUCAGACAGGUCGGGCCCUGGGUAAUCAGAACAGUGCUGGAGGCCAAGGGAAGAAGCUCUUUGGCCCCAGGAAUGAGGCUGCAGCCCUUCAGCAACCCAGACCCGUGGAGCCAACGCCACUGCCCUCUGAUGCCCCUCCUGGUUUUCCCAGUCGGAAGUUGGGGCCAAGCAAAAACUCUGUGUCCGGUGGGGUACAGACCGCCAGGGAAGACUGGGCUCCAAAGCCACCGCCUGCCUCUGUUGGCAUCAAGAGUGAGAAGACUUUUGGGGGGGGUCCUCUCAAGGCAAAUGCCGAGAACAGAAAUGCCACUGGGCCUGGUCCUCGGGAGCUGGUGGAUCACUUGCAAGGGAUGCCCUUUGUCCUUGACCUGCCCUUCUGGAAAUUACCCCGAGAGCCUGGGAAGGGGCCUGGUCAGCCUCUGGAGCCUUCCUCCAUCCCCUCCCAACUCAAUAUCAAACAGGCAUUUUAUGGGAAGCUUUCCAAACUCCAGCUAAGUUCCACCAGCUUUAAUUAUUCCUCCAGCUCCCCCACCUUUCCCAAAGGCCUUGCUGGGAGUGUGGUGCAGCUGAGCCACAAAGCCAACUUCGGUGCGAGCCACAGCGCGUCCCUCUCCUUGCAGAUGUUCACUGACAGCAGCUCGGUGGAAAGCAUCUCGCUGCAGUGCGCGUGCAGCCUGAAAGCUAUGAUCAUGUGUCAGGGCUGUGGCGCGUUCUGUCACGAUGACUGUAUCGGACCCUCAAAGCUCUGUGUAUUGUGCCUUGUGGUGAGAUAAUAAAUUAUGGCCAUGGGAAAA